AGCAAUCAUGCAGUGGAUAAAGACAAAGAAAAAGUGAGUCAUUCAGUUUAGUAAAUGCGUCCACCAGCAGCUGCGCCAGUCGCACCAGUCUCGGUAGUUCAUUAUCAUCACAAUACGUGACGCAAAAUUUGCUGUUUUUUCUUUUUGUUCUUAGAGUAGUACUGUAGCAAUCUCUCAAAAUGGACAACGACCCGAUGCGGGCGCUGGAACGCCAGAUAGAGGAGGUGGAGGAGGCGAAAAAGCAGAAGAAAAAUAAAAAGGACAAGAAGUCCAAGAGAGAAAAGCUGGAUUUGUCCAGGCUGCCAAAAGUGAAGCAACGACCUUUGGAGGAUAUGACCCUCGGGAAAAAGAACCCGAUUUUGAAAUUGAAAGAAUUAACCACCGAGGAAAAGAUUUUACUCGACGCUGAAAACGAACAGCUGAGGCUGGAAAGGGAAGAAGCCGCGGGUAAGGUUAUUCACAAGCCAAGCAUCACGAAUCUCUCCGCAGCGUCUAUCCUGACACUGCCCGGCGCUGGAGCGGGCAGCGCGAACAAUAAAUCCGGAGCGGAACUUAUGGAUGUGUCAGGAUCGUCGAAAUCGACAAAAUCGAAAAAUUUGUGAUGCAUAAAAUGUAGGGCACUGAAGGCCUGUAUUGGGGAGCAGGCAAAUGAGACCAACUGCAAGCCUGUUUAGGGGUAAGUAUACAAUGUGCUGCCAGAGUAGCACGACAGGAGGAGUCUUCUUUGCCCAAACAGCAUGACAGACUGGAUUUGGGUGCUCCCGAAAUUUGUCAUGCGCCACUUAAAAACUGAGGCUCCAACUGACAUCGAUUUUGUGCAUCGCAAAUAUUUCGAUUUUGUCAAUUUCGAUUCUGACACUUCCAUAGAACUACAACGAGCGAACGUGCUGGAUAUCGAUGACGAGGAGCAAGCUGCGGACUUGAACCCCAUUGAAAGGAUGUUGUUGCAGAAGGAAAAAAUCGUCCAGAAGUACCAACUGGGGCCGAAUACUACCAGUAAGGCAGCGGCAAGGACGACUGCGGCUUCCGGGAUGAACAAACACAAGGAUGGAACUACCAAUGUUGGUUAUUCAGAGGACGACGAUGCUGAUUUACUUGACGACGGCGGGGGUGCACCUCCAAAUGAAGAUGCAGCAGGAGUAGAAGGAGCUGCAGAGGAGCCCUUCAUCCCCGAGGAGGAGAAUGAUUACGAGGUGUACCGAAAACAGAACCAGGAGAAGAGUCUCAUCGACGAUCUGGCCGAGGAGAUUUUGAAGCGGAGGAUGCAGUUGCACAACGAAAAGGGGGAAAAGGUGAACAGGCAGCGGGAACUGGACGAGGAGUCGAUCGUAUCCCGUGCAAAAGUAUCGUACUCGUAUUGUAAUCCUUCAUUACAAAUCUUAAUCUUUUUUUCAAGGUAAAUCCGCAUCACAAAUUUCACUUCUCAUUCUGACGAAAUUUGUAAUGCAUUUAUGCGAGUGCGAUACCAUACUUUUGCAGUUCAUAGAUCGACUUGUCGCCGAUGAAGAAGGAGGAGCUGUUGAAGGCGAUUGACCGGAAAAACAAGCGCAGUCCGUCGCGGGAAAGGCAGCGGAGCCGGUCCAGGUCCUCGGAAAGGGGGCGACGGAGGAAACAACAACGGCGGGAUGCAGAUAGUCGGAAGAGAAAUGGAGGCACAACGCGUCCUCGGAGGGAUAACAAGUGGACCCACGACAAAUUUGGAGAUCUGGACAAAGAACCAGUGCGUGAGGAUUCAUCCGAGGAGAGCAGGAAGGACCGGAGGUCGCGUGACAGAAGUAGGAACGACUCCCGCGACCGAAGGAAGAAAGAUUUAUCUUCCAGGCAGGGUUUGCGAGAUGCUGUGCGCAGCCGGAGCAGGAAUCGAAAGAGUCGCAGCAGAAAUCCGAAAAAUUAUGAUCGGAGGCGGCGUUCUUGUAGCCGUAGCAGAAGUCCGAAAAAUAAUCAGAAAAGCCGCAGUCGCAGCGGCAAGAGGGCCGCGCCGCGCGAUCGUAGUCGCAGCCGAAGAAAGGACUCGAAAAACCGGCGUAAAAAUGACCAAAGCCGCGGGAGAAAAAUCAGGAACUCGAGGAGUAGAUCGCGGUCAAGGAACAAGAGAGAGAAAAACUCCAGACCCAGGCAGAGGGCAGCACCGGUGAAGAAGCCUCAGGGAAGCCACUUUGGUGUGGGCUACUUGAAUAGAAACGUGGGAUUUUUCGAGGGGACGAACGAAUCAUAACGAUGUUGGACAGGGGAUGUGGAAAGGAAGCCAUGUGAUUUUGGUAUUGUUGUUGACAAGUAGCAACACGUGUCAGGAAAAGAACGAACGAGCGACAAAAGAGUAGAAACCUCAUGAUCAACUGGAGACAUUCCCAACCGAACAGUGUUGAAAAGGC
Molecule: messenger RNA, 2372 nt
Organism: Amoebophrya sp. A120
Lineage: Eukaryota; Dinophyceae; Syndiniales; Amoebophryaceae
Source: the annotation of a GenBank genome assembly